Cavia porcellus (domestic guinea pig) is the source of this 3771-nucleotide messenger RNA. Its product is annotated as occludin-like. Gene Ontology annotation, cellular component: cytoplasmic vesicle; apical plasma membrane; bicellular tight junction. The coding region runs from base 1 to 624 and encodes 207 amino acids. The record is from RefSeq and is a predicted model, not a curated record. The transcript has 6 exons. Gene Ontology annotation, biological process: bicellular tight junction assembly. Lineage: Eukaryota; Metazoa; Chordata; Mammalia; Rodentia; Caviidae.
AUGUGGGCUGUUGGUGUGUCACAGAAGACUAUUUAUCUGAUUGAGGUAAAGGCUAUCAGGGAGACUAUCAGUGCUAGCUGCGAACUCCUCGGAGUGCCGGAAGUGGUGCGGGAGCUGCCUCUGACCUCCUCUGUGGACGACUUCCGGCAGCCUCGGGCCAGUAGCACCAGUAACUUAGAGACACCUUCACAGAGGGCCCCCAGGAAGGGAAAAGCCGGCAAGCCCAAGAGAGCAGAGCAAGACCACUAUGAAACAGACUACACGACAGGUGGCGAGUCCUGCGACGAGCUGGAGGAGGACUGGAUCAGAGAGUAUCCACCCAUCACUUCAGAUCAACAAAGACAGCUCUACAAGAGAAAUUUUGAUAGUGGCCUGCAGGAAUACAAACGCUUACAAGCAGAACUUGAUGACGUCAAUAAAGAACUUUCUCGUUUAGAUAAAGAACUGGACGACUAUAGAGAAGAAAGUGAAGAGUACAUGGCCGCUGCAGAUGAAUACAACAGACUGAAACAAGUUAAGAGAUCAGCAGAUUACAGAAGUAAGAGAAAUUACUGCAAGCAGCUGAAGAGCAAACUAUCACACAUCAAGAAGAUGGUUGGGGAUUAUGACAGACAGAAAACAUAGAGGGCAGAUGCCACGUUGCUGGAAAAAUGAAGGUGUCUCUGUAGUGUUCUCAGAAGACAAACGACUGGACCAGGAAGCCAAAACUUUGUUAUCAUUACAGAGUUUUGGUAGCAUUUGUAUCAUCAGUUUCGUAUCAUCAGUAUUGAACCAUUUUAUAAAUAACUUUUGAUAAUCACUUGGGCUGAACACUCCAAUUAAAAAUUUUACAGUUUAAACAUUGGUUUCUGUGUUAACAAAUACUGGGCCAGGCUUUAUGCUGUACUAUUUGUAAUCCUUGCACUCUAGGAGGCUGAAGCAAGAGGACUGCAGGUUCAAGCCCAGCCUGGCCAACUCAGCAACUUAGUGAGACCUGUUUCAUGUUCGUUUGUUUGUCUGUCCAUCUGUCUGAGACAAGGUCUUACUGUGUAUUCUGGGUUGGCCUGGAACUCACUACGUAGCUCAGGUUGGCCUUGAAAUUACAAAGCUGGGGAUGUACCUUAGUGUGAAGGCUCUGAGGUCAGUCCCCCACACUAGGAGAAAAAGAAAGAACAAAAUACUGCUCCGGGGUUUAAACCUUCACACCCUAGACAGUGGAUACCUAAGUACUUCUUAUCACAUAAGCAGUCUCACUAACCCUACUAACAACCCUUCAGAUGACUUACUUACAAUUUCUUUUCAGAUAAGGAACCUUGGUCCUUGCUAUAAGUCUCUGAAAUGAAACUACUUGUUUCAAGCAUGCAGUUUUGGUUAAGUCUGUUUUAUAACUCUUCUAAUAAGGUUUCUGCUUCUCAUAUUUUAGCUACUGUGUAUACUGAGUUCUACCAGCCCCUGUAUUUGUUACUAUAUUUAAAUGGUUAAAAAAGGAUUUUUGUUUUAUGUUACAAUGGAUAAUUAAGAUCAUGUAAAGUUGAGAUCAUGUAAAAAUUAGAUGUGUGAAAUUUAAAGACUAUAAAUAUUUAAUUUUUGAAAAUCUAAGUUUAAAUCUAGUGGUUACAGUUUUGUGUAUUUUUAAAUACUUUUUAUCUUUUAUGGUUUACAUGUGUUUUUUAUAAUCAACUCAACAUUUUCACUAUAUCAGUAUCUGAUUAAAUUUAUCUUUUAAUUAUGACUUGAAUUAUAUCUUCCAGGAAUGUUCAAGUUUUAUAAAUGUUUUGUAAAUAUUAAGCCUGGUAUUUUUUCUGUAUACUAUAUCUACUUAACAUCAUUAAUAUUAAGCUGUGUAAUACUAUACUCAGGAGUUGUCUCUAUUUCAAACUAAUUUCCCAAUCCUUUCAUUUUAAGAAAGUGGAUGUAUGAAUGCUAUCUCAUAAAACAUCAAAUUAUUUUAAAUGGUGCUCCAUCUUUGGUUUUUUUUUUUUUUAUCUUUUUGAAACAGUCUUGCUAUGCUGUUCAGCCUGGCUUUGAGCUCAUUUUGUAGCCCAGGCUGGUCUGGAACUUGAAAUGAUACUCCUGCCUCAGCCUCCUAAGUGCUGAGAUUACUAGUGUGUACCACCAUGCCUGGCUUUCAUUCUUUUUUGAAAAGUGAAAAGUUUUUUUAAAGUCAAAGUUUUAUUACUAAAGUAAAAUUAGUUGAUAAUUCUGCAGUAACCACGGUAGUUGUGUCCAUCUAAUUUCUGAUUAAGACUUUAAGAAUCUUUUAAAAAAUAAUCUUUAAUCUUUAGUGUGUAAUUCAAACAUUUGAAAAUAUAAUUAUUUUCCAAAGAUAAACUUUAUUUUUUGAUACAAGGUGUCACUGUGUAGUUCAGGUUGGCCUUGAACUCACUAUGUAGCCUGUGCUGGCCUCAAACUCUACAGAAGUCCUCCUGCCUCAGCCUCAAAAGUACUGAGAUUACUGGCCUACACCACAAUGCCUGGCUGUCCAAAGAUCAACUUUUAAAUAAUGUUCCCAUGUAACACUGAUUCAUUUCUUCAAAUUGAAGAAAUUCUUAGUUUUCUACAUGUGAUACAUAGUGCAAAGUAUAUUUUCAUAGCUUUUAGAUUUAUAUCAAAUGGAAAGACUCUUGAAAUGUCUUCAUUAAGUUAACUUCAUUACGUUAAAGUUUUUAACUCCUUGUUCUUGGAAGUUUGUCAGUGUUCUCACAAAACAGAUAUUCUGCCGAAUGCAGAGAAGGAAAUAGAGUCAUAUGACUGUAAACUUGUGAUAUAAAAUUGGAUUUUGAAAUUUAAAAAGUGAGAAACUACAUUUUAGAUGUGGUACUUAUUACUAAAGAUUACUUUAGGAGCCAGGAUCAAGGCAUUUCUGUUGGUGUUGACAUUAACUCACUGGAUGUAACUUUGUAAAGCUAUGCCUCAAAUUAGUUUCCUAGUCUGGAAAAUAAGAGAAUGAGAUUCAGCUUCAGAGAUUAGAUUCUCUCCCAUCUGUCAUUUGUGGUUCAUGUGUCUCCAUUCUAUUUUCUACCAUGAAUUACUGUUCUGAAGAAUUUCUUAUGAAAACAUUUGGUCCAUCUUCUAAAAAUUUCCCUGAGUAAAGUGAUGCCCUAAUUCAUAAUUUUGUAUUAUAAAACUGGGAUCAGGAGCUGGAGAUUUAGCUCAGCAGCAUAAGCGCCUGCCUUGCAAGCGCGAGGUCAUGAGUUUGAUCCCCAGUACCGAUAAAAAAAAAAAAAGAAAAAGUAGGAUCUGUACUAUUUUAUUUUGAAAAAUGUAAAGAAAUACAGAAAAGUAUAAUGCAUGGACCUGCCACCCAGAAAUAAUUUGUUGUAUGUACUUUGUAUUUUUCAAAAUGCAUUUUAGUAUUUAUAAUAAAUAGUAAUAUUGUACAUAUAUACUCACACAUAUACACUUGGAACCUCAUUUAAUUCUUGGAAUACUCUUGACAUGUAACCAUUUCUUUUUCUCGGUUUUUUUUUUUUUUUUUUUUUUUUGUCUUUUUCCUUUUUAUCGGUACCGGGGAUUGACCUCACGACUGCCUGCUUGCAAGGCAGGCGCUGAUGCCGCUGAGCUAAAUCCCCAGCCCCUUCUUAUUCUCGUUUUACAGAUAGGAAACUAAUGAUUUGAUAGAUUAAGUGGUCCAUUGUUGUACUAGCAAAUGGCAAAACUGCAGAUUGGAAACACAGUCUCUUCAACUCUUAGGUCCUAUGCUUCCACCCUAGGUAGGCUUUGUUAAUUAAUGGGCUGUAUAAUGUAAGAUCGCUCUGACAUGUAAAUAAAGUAUUCUGUUUUAAUGUUGAA